AGACAAGGGGAGAGAAGGGCAAUAACUCAUUAGCAGAAGCUCUGUGUGCAUUCUGCUAUUUGCUACAUAUCUACAAGGGAGUUUCUUCAGAGUGCAAGGAACCUGUGAACUGUCGGAAUAUUAUAAGUCUUUCCUUGAGAUGUCAGCCAAGAGCUUCAGUAUAGUCACAGUCACUACUGUGCUUAUUUUCUUCCUAAAGAUACAACUCUCAAUGCAAGCGCCGUUGAAUGGGUCAAAAUGGUCUUAUAUUGGUCCUGAUGGAGAGAAGGCCUGGCCAAAGAAAUACCCAUUUUGUGGAGGAGUAUUCCAGUCGCCAAUAGAUUUCCACAAAGAUAUUCUCCAGUAUGAUUCUAAUCUCUUGCCUUUAGAAUUCAUAGGCUAUAAUGUGCCCUCCACUGACCAGUUUACAUUGACCAAUAAUGGUCAUUCAGUGAAAAUGUAUCUGUCGCCUACUAUGUGCAUCAGAAACCUCCCUUUUGAAUACACUGCAUCUCAACUUCACCUACACUGGGGCAACAGAAACAAGUCAGAAGGCUCAGAGCACACAGUCAGUGGGAAGCAUUUUGCAGCAGAGCUGCAUGUUGUACAUUAUAACUCUGAGAAAUAUCCAGAUAUAACAGCAGCAAUGGACAAAGCGGAUGGACUGGCAGUUUUGGCUGUUCUUCUUGAGAUUGGACCCUUCAACCCAUCCUACGAAAAGAUCUUCAGGCACUUCCGGAACGUGAAAUACAAAGAUCAGAUGGUCCAAGUCCCUGGUUUCAAUAUUCAAGAACUGCUUCCUGACAGACUGGAUGAGUAUUAUCGCUAUGAAGGAUCCCUGACAACUCCUCCUUGCUACCCUAGCGUUCUCUGGACAGUUUUCCGACACCCCGUUAAAAUUUCACAAGAGCAGGCAAGUUUAAAUGCAGCACAUGUUUUCCUGAUUGGUGUCUGCUAA
Molecule: messenger RNA, 937 nt
Organism: Haliaeetus leucocephalus (bald eagle)
Lineage: Eukaryota; Metazoa; Chordata; Aves; Accipitriformes; Accipitridae
Gene: CA12
Product: carbonic anhydrase XII
Exons: 7
Coding region: 140-937 (265 amino acids)
Cellular component (GO): plasma membrane
Molecular function (GO): carbonate dehydratase activity; zinc ion binding
Source: RefSeq, a predicted model, not a curated record